CCUCUCUCCCUCUCUCCAUCUCUCUUUUCCGCUCUCUCUCUCUCUCAAUAUACAUCUCUCUGCAUUGCUUUCUCUCGCUUCUUCUCUCUCUUUCUCUCGUUCUGUGUCUGACAAGCCCAACCCAUUCCGCCCAGGCCUCGACAAACAUGACAACACAGCAUGGCUCGCCGCCCUUCGUUUUCCAUUACACCAGACCCAUGCAACACCAGACCCACGCAACAGCGUGACGUGGUCAGCGGCGCUGGGGCCUGUUCUGUUGGCUCCGGGGUCCGCUCCUCUUGCACUCUCCCUCCCUGACGAGUAGUGGCCCCAGAUCUGUUGGCUCCCGGUCCGAUCCUCUUGUACUCUCCCUCCCUGACGAGUAGUGGCCCGAGUUCUCUUGGCUCCCGGUCUGCUCCCCUUGCACUCUCCCUCCCUGACGGGUAGUGGGCCGAGUUCUGUUGGCUCCCGGUCUGCUCCCCUUGCACUCUCCCUCCCUGACGGGUAGUGGGCCGAGUUCUGUUGGCUCCCGGUCGUCUCCCCUUGCACUCUCCCUUCCUGACAAGCAGCCGGCCCCAGUCCUGCAACGUGUGGUGCGGUUUGGCUUGGCGUGAAAGAGCAUGACUCUAACAGUUGCUGGACAAGGGCCUCUGUAUUCCCUGUAGAUCGAUGGGAGACGCCUCCUGGUGCCUUGAUGACCACAGCUUCUUUUUCCUGUACACCUCAUAGGGACUACGUGUCCGAUUUUACAUGCUUAAAUUGCCAAAAUGUCAAAAGUUUGUCAUUCAACUUUACAGAUGUGACCGUCCACGACUCUACCUCGGGUAAAACAGAUGACAAGUUGUGAUGAAAAGCAGCUUACUCUAUUGUGACUCUAUUAUAUUUGGAAACGGGACAGUGUUUCCAGGAAUAAGGAGGGAAGGGGGAGUGCACAAGUGUGUGAAGUAAAGCUAGAUUAGCCAGUCUGUAUUAUUGUGUAGUUAGUUUGUGUUGUUGUAGGUAUUGUUUGUGUAUUUAGUGCAGGAGCUCGAGCAGACUGUUUAGUUACCAAAGAGGUCCUUCAUGACGACGCUAUCUCUAAUUAUUACACCGGGCAUCUUUAAGGGGUAAUGAGUCUUUUACAUUUUUCUACGUUUUACAUUGUAUUGACAUGCAGGGCUUUGAACAUUGCCCAUCCGGGGUUCCAUUCCCUGCAUUGCCCCCCUGGUACAGCAGUGACAGAAGGAGAGGGCGUUUCAGUUGGAGUGGGCCCACUUGCGAUAUCAAAGAUGAAGAGGAGAGCAGGCUUGACAAUCGAGGCCUUCGUUCUGAUGGGGGUCUUGUGCAUCGUGUUUCUGCUCUGGAAUAACCAAGCCACUCGACCCAAUCUAGACACCACGAGGCCCGAAAGAUCAGCCAAUCACGAUCAGCUCCUCCCAAAAGCCACCGCGGAAUACACGAGGCCGCCGGCUCGCCGGGUGUGGGACGUCUGUCACCAGAACCUGUCCGCGUCCAACGUCCAAGGCUUCUCCACCUUACCGGGCCACCUCAAAGACUUCCUGUACUACCAGCACUGUAAAUCCUUCCCCCUGCUGCUAGACCUGCCCGACAAAUGCGGCGGGCCCAACGGCUCCUCGAACGUCUUCCUGCUCCUCGUCAUCAAGUCGUCCCCCAUGAACUACGAACGCAGGCAAGUGCUCCGGGAGACCUGGGCCGAGGAGCGGCCGCACGCGGGUCUCUGGAUCCGCCGGCUCUUCAUCUCGGGGACGACCGGCGCCGGCUUCGAGAAGCGUCGGCUGAACAAGCUGCUGCAGCUGGAGCACGGGAAGCACGGCGACGUCCUCCAGUGGGACUUCAACGACUCCUUCUUCAACCUGACCCUGAAGCAGGUCCUCUUCCUGGGCUGGAUGGAGGAGCGCUGUCCCCGGGCGCACUUCCUGCUCAACGGCGACGACGACAUCUUCGCCCACACGGACAACAUGGUGGAGUUCCUGCGCGAGCACGACGGCGGGCGGCACCUGUUUGUGGGCACCGUCAUCCAGAACGUCGGCCCCAUCCGACACCCCAACAGCAAGUACUACGUGCCCGUUCAGGUGCAGACGUCGGAGUCCUACCCGGCGUACUGCGGCGGUGGGGGCUACCUCCUGUCCGGCCACACCGCCAUGGUCAUAUACAACGCGUCCAAGGCCAUCGGCUUGCAUCCCAUCGAUGACGUGUACAUGGGGAUGUGCCUGGCCAGCGUGGGGCUCAAACCCGCCAGCCACGGGGCCAUCAGGACUGCGGGGCUCCACGUCCCCUCGCAGAAGAUGGACUCCCGGGACCCCUGUUAUUACCAGGACGUUCUGCUGGUGCACAGGUUUCUGCCGCAUCAGAUUUACAUCAUGUGGAACCAGUUGCGGGACCCGGCGCUUAUCUGUUGGCAGAAGUGAACUGAACUGAAGUCUUCACGCCGUGCCUUAAAGCUGCUCAGUGACUCAAUAAGGACAGUGGAAGGCCUGGGGAGAGGGUGUCUCGGUGCCUGGGUGCCUGUUGGAAUGUAUGUCUUCUGUAUUGGUGCCGGGUUGAGGAAAUAACAGGGACGAUAAUAAUAAUAAUAAUAAUAACGCACACUUUCAUGACAAGUAACAAUGUUUCAAAUAGAAUCGAUUUCAGAAGGAAAUCAUGCUGGUAAAUAUAUAAUAGGAUGGGAUCAUUUUUAUAACCUAAACACUAAGGGAAUGUUGUAAGAUCUAUAUGUCUACCAAGGGGCCUAAAUAAGUGAAUUAAAGUGAGUAAUGGAUCUCUAGUGGAGACCGGGGCUGACUGUUGGACAGUUGUCUUUUUACUACAAUAUGGGUUCACAAAAACUGAAAUAAUUUUCACUAUGCUGUUAAGAAUUGAAGAAAGGGGAAGUUGUGUUCCUCCCAAUUAAUAAAGGUGAAUAUAUACAUGUUUUUA
Messenger RNA from Gadus morhua (Atlantic cod), 2895 nucleotides. Its product is annotated as N-acetyllactosaminide beta-1,3-N-acetylglucosaminyltransferase 3. Gene Ontology annotation, molecular function: UDP-glycosyltransferase activity; hexosyltransferase activity. The transcript has 2 exons. The record is from RefSeq and is a predicted model, not a curated record. Gene Ontology annotation, biological process: protein O-linked glycosylation; poly-N-acetyllactosamine biosynthetic process. The coding region runs from base 1089 to 2387 and encodes 432 amino acids. NCBI's taxonomy places the organism in Eukaryota, Metazoa, Chordata, Actinopteri, Gadiformes, Gadidae. Gene Ontology annotation, cellular component: Golgi membrane.